GGGUCUGACAUGGGCCUGGCGGAGCUCCUUGAGGACAGAGCCCUGCCUUAUUUAUUUUCAGUCCACAGAGAGAGGCUCAGAGAAUGUGAGAAGGUGGAAGGAGGGAGGGAAGAAGGAAGGAAGGAGGGAGGAAGCAGAAGGAAGGAAUGAAGGCAGGAAAGAAGAAAGGAAAGGAGGAAUGAACAAGACAAGCAAAGAUAUUGGAGGACAAUUCAUUCUUCAUCCAUCCACUCAUCCAUUCAUUCAUUCAACAACUAUCUGUUGAGCUCCUAGCAGGAACAGCCCUGCUUGGGGCCCUAAGGACACAACUAGCAAGCUCAGGUGACCGGUGACCUCCUCUCAGCAUUUCCAGGAUGAUCCCCAAGGAGCAGAACGGACAAGUGAUGACUGCCAUGGGGGACCUCACUGGACCAGUCCCGGUGCUGGACCUGGGCAAGAAGCUGAGCGUGCCCCAGGACCUGAUGAUGGAGGAGCUAUCACUGCGUAACAACCGAGGAUCCCUCCUCUUCCAGAAGAGACAGCGCCGUGUGCAGAAAUUCACCUUUGAGUUUACAGCCAGCCAGCGGGCGACAGUGGCUGGAAGCACCAAGGGAAAAGUGACCGGAACAGCAGAGCCUGGGAUGGUUGCCAACAGCCCUGAGGGGCAGAACUACCGCUCUGAGCUCCACAUCUUCCCGUCCUCACCAGGGGGCACUGAGGAUGCCCAGUCUGCAGCCUUUCGGGUGGAGAGCGCCCACAGCCCCAGCGCCCUGGCGCCAGGCUAUGCUGAGCCACUGAAGGGCGUCCCACCUGAGAAGUUCAACCACACAGCUAUCCCCAAGGGCUACCGCUGCCCGUGGCAGGAGUUCAUCAGCUACCGGGACUACCAGCGCGAGGGCUGCAGUCACACCCCCAACCUGAUGCAGUAUCGAAAUUUCAACAAGACCCCCGUGCCCUUUGGAGGACUCCUGGUGGGGGAAGCCACUCCGAGGGCAGGUACCCCCUUCGUCCCAGAGCUCACCAGUGGCUUGGAACUCCUCCGCCUCAGACCCAGCUUCAACAGAGUGGCCCAGGGCUGGGUCCGCAGCCUCCCAGAGUCCGAGGAGCUGUAGCCCCAGCUUGAAUCUUCAAUCCCCCAUCCCAGAGUUUGAGUAACAUCUGGAGCCAAGACUUGUGGACAGGACUUCACAGUUUACAAAGGGCCAUCACACACAAAACCUUCUUGCACAUCGCCUCGACGGUCCCAAAGUUCGGUAGUCCCCAAAUGUGGUAUGCUUCACAAUUACCUGAGAGUGUUGUUUCUAAUACAGAUUUCUGGCCUGUUCCAGACUUGCAGCAUCAGACUCUCCUGGGCUGGGAAGUCUCUACUUAGUAACCAGUACUCCCAGGUGAUUCGAGUAAAACUUGCCCCCGGUUCGUAUCUUUAGGAAUCCAGACCACCAAUGACUUCACGUCCAUGCGUCCACUGUUCCCUGCUCCUGUGCUCCAUCUCACACUCCCCCAAUAACAGGAGGCUCAUUAGCCGCCCACUGACCUGUGAAUCACUCUGAGAAUUAGAAAGUUUUUCCUUUUACUGAGACACAAGUGGUCUUUAUCUAGUCAUGCCAUUAACAUUUACUAAGCACUUACUGUGUGCUAGACACUGUGCCAGCCCAGGGAGAGUGUGUUGGGGCCUGGGGAGGAAAAGACAGAUUUGUAAAGGAGUAAAUCAUCUAAGAUUUCCCUAAAGUGUGCUAACUGAUGACUGAGGAACAGAGCUCCGUGAAGCAGAGGAGGGAGUGUCUAACCCUGGUGGCGGGGGCGGGGGCGGGGUGGGGGGAGCAGGUUCUGAGAAGCUUCCCAGAGCAUCUGAGUGGACCUCAGAGGAAGAGAGACAGUCCCUCAAGGCAAGAGGGUGCGAGGGGGAGGGCAUUCCUGGCAAGUGGACCGCUUGUGCAAAGGUGUGGAACUGACAUGGGUACAGGUGUUCUGGAGAAGUGGGGGCGAUGUCAGAGGAGUCGGGGACUCCUUAGAGGGCCAGAGUCGGGUGCGCUGCACUAGGGAAAUGGGGAGGUUCCUAGGCUGGGGAGUGAGGGGUCUCGCUGGUUGCUGUGUGGGGCACAGAUUGGAGAGGCGUAAGGAGGGAAGCCAGGAAUCCUUCAGGGAACAAGGCCUGAACUGGAGAGGCGGCUGUGGGGUUGGAAAGAAGGGGUACCCCAACACCUUACAGGACAAGUGCAGAGUGGGGUGCUGACAAGGACAAAUCCUCUCCACCCCCUUCCACUCACCAUUCAGAGCAGGCCCCAGGGCAGAUCUCAUCCUAGUCGUCACCAGGAGUAGCUCCGCGUCUGCCUGGCUCACUGGGGAGAGAAAGCAAUGCGCUUCAGGUGGUGAUGAUGAUGCUGGUGGCUGCUUUCUUUCUAUUGGGCGCCUCAGUGCGUGGGCUGGCGGUAGGUCCUCUGCAUAUCCUAUUUCUAAUUCGCAGUACAACCUGGAGACAAAGUUACCUUCCUGUUUUACAGGCGUGGAUACCCAGGCUCAAGAGGGGCAAGUGACUUGUCCCGGGACAGAGCCAAACUGGGAAUCUAUCUGAUUCCAGUAGAUGUUUCUCAUCACCCUGCUGGGCGGCCAAGCCACUGCCCAUUCACUCUGGAAUCACCUAACCAUGGUGCCUUACUCUAGAGUUUAGAGGUGAAGAGUGCAGGCUGAGGGGUCAGACUGGAUGCGGAGGGUUCUGAGGGCUGCUGCUGGCUGUGUGAACUCAAGCAAGUCGCUUCUCACCUGUGGGCCUCUGUUUCUCCACCUGUAACAUGAGCACAAGAAUAGAAGCCCCUGCAUAGAGUUUCGUGAGCAUAGUGAUGGAUGCGUAAUAAGCAAUCAUUAUCAGAUUUCAUGCAACUGCUGCCCGGGGCUGGGUAAGAGGUUCUUGCAGUGAAUGCAGCUUGAGAAGAAGGCUCAUGCAAAUGUCACUGCGGGUGAGUAAAGCUGAAACCUGAAGGAAAGCUUCUGAUCACGGUAGGGCUCCACUUGGACAUGACUUACCUCCUUCGCCAGCUGCCUCCCUCUGCCUCCUCUGGGGAAGAUGAGAAGGUCAGGAAUCCAGCUGCCAGGGUGCAUGGGAUAGUGGCUGCAUUUUCCUUUUGCUCUGGAGUUUCGCUGUGCCCCACACAGACUCAAGGGGCCAGCAGCCUGACUCUUAUAUUUGCUUGCAACUGAUGUGCUGUCUUAAUUUGAGGGCUGCCACUUAAAGUUAUGUUUCCAUAUGCCAAAAGUCAAACAUUCAAGUGUCUGGAACCCAGAAGAGAGGAUCUGGAUUGCCUUGGGUUGGCUCUGCUGUGCUCUGGAGGGUAAUGGCAGCCACCAGGUACAGCAGAGGAGAGCCUGAUGGGGAGUCUGCUGCACCCCAAAGCUAAUUCUCAUUCCUUUCUUCUUCGGAUGUGACUUUCGCCAAUGUUGUUUUUUUUUUUUUUUUUUUAAAUGCUUAUUGUAAAAAUAAAUAAACGAAGAUGUAAAAUGUGAAGGUAUCUGCCCACAAAGCUCCUCCCCUGCACGUACAUAGACCUUCCACCCUCCGGCAUUCUGCCCAUUCCCACAUGCCAGAGGCAACUGCUGGGAAUGUUUUGG
Molecule: messenger RNA, 3582 nt
Organism: Camelus dromedarius (Arabian camel)
Lineage: Eukaryota; Metazoa; Chordata; Mammalia; Artiodactyla; Camelidae
Gene: MYOZ3
Product: myozenin 3
Exons: 7
Coding region: 354-1091 (245 amino acids)
Cellular component (GO): actin cytoskeleton; Z disc
Molecular function (GO): actin binding; telethonin binding; FATZ binding
Source: RefSeq, a predicted model, not a curated record